CCGCCCCCACGCGCCGCGAGGGAGGAGCCGGGCGCGCUGAGUCGGGCGCGCGGAGUCCGAGUCGGGAACCCGCGCCUUGCGGCCGGCGGCCGGCGGCGAUGAAGAUCUGGAGCUCGGAGCACGUGUUCGGCCACCCAUGGGACACCGUCAUCAAAGCUGCCAUGAGGAAGUACCCGAAUCCGAUGAACCCCUGUGUUGUGGGAGUUGACGUGCUGGAGCGCAGUGUGGAUGGCCGGGGCCGGCUUCACAGCCACCGCCUCCUCAGCACCGAGUGGGGGCUGCCCGGCUUCGUGAAAGCGAUUUUGGGAACCAGUAGGACUUUGACAUACAUCAAAGAACAUUCCGUUGUGGAUCCAGUAGAAAAGAAAAUGGAACUUUGUUCCACCAAUAUCACACUCACAAACUUGGUGUCAGUGAACGAGAGGUUGGUAUACACACCCCAUCCGGAGGACCCUGAAAUGACUGUGCUCACACAAGAAGCCAUCAUCACCGUGAAGGGGAUCAGCCUCGGCAGCUACCUGGAAAGUCUGAUGGCCAACACAAUAUCAUCCAAUGCAAAGAAGGGUCGCGAGGCCUUGGAGUGGGUGAUUGGCCGACUUAACACGGAGCUGGAGGGCCUGGCAGCCCCCGCCUGCGCCAGAGCGUGAAGCACCAGCGGAGCCCAGGACCCGGAGACGCAGGUGCAGCAGCAGGUGGCAGACGUUCACCCCCACCCCCAACUCCCCGCUCCGACCCCAGCAGUGGGGCUGCGAAUUCGCUCCACACUUGGUCUGUUGGAGCGAGCAUGUGUGUUCAGUGCAUGGCUACUCUGGAAAGAGAGUGAAUUUGCCAGAUCUUGGUCUACGGCUUACCUUUACCUUCUUUCUUUAUUUUUUUAAGUAGGCUCCAUGCCCCCCCCCCCCCCCCCCCCCGGGCGGGACUUGAACUCCCACGCUGAGAUCAAGGGUUGCAUGUUCUACUGACUGAGCCAGCCAGGUGCCCCUAGCUUACCUUUACUUUUAUCUUUAUUAUUAUUAUUUGAUGGAAAGUUUUGUUUACUAAACAGGUUAGAUUUCUGAUAUCCCUUCCCCGGAAGCCAAGGUAUCAGAGUAAAAGGGAAUGGCUUUCUCCCAUCAUUCAAAUAGAAGUUUCUCUGGAUUUUUGUCCUGAGUCGGUUGUAAUCACAGACCAUGGAUAUUCCAGGUCUGGCUGUGGCUCUCGGAUCCAGCGUCAGUGCUCCAGGCGGUGGAACACCGUCCUUUCAACGCAUGCUGUGUGUGGGGCCUCCGUGCCUGCCCCCGCUCAAGUUUGGGGCCAUUCCACAAAUGUGAUAGCUGUUCUGCACGCACACUUAAUUUACUGACUGAUCUUGAAGAUCAGUCUGUCUUGAAGACAGACCCUAGAUUUAAUUUAGGAGAUGGGUUUUUAAUUAUAUGUAUACAGCGAAUAACAAAGCAUCCCCAUUUCAUUUUAGUUUCUGAACAAGAAAUAGGGUACUUUUUUCGUUUUAACCAAACCAAUCAGUUUAGUUUUUUUUUUAGAAGAGAAAUGAGUUAUCAGGAGAAACUAUUUUGGUAAUGUCCUAUUACUUGCCUAAUGCUUUAUUUUAUUGCCCAAAGCACAGAAAUAAAUCCAGAAUCCUGCCGCCUUUCCUUAGUUUGCAGUGUUACCUCCCUGUUAGUGUGGCCUUUUGAGUUUGGCAAGAAUAAAAGUUGAAUACACCAGUUACUGUGUCAACUCUUCACCUAAACUAGAAGGCACUACAGCUAAACAAGAAGCUUCCUGUUGGAAGCUGGGCUUCCCAGAGCUCUGUGAGCGCUCUAGGCGAUCCUGUGGUCUGUGUAUUGGUACCUGUCUUCUGGUUAGGUAGCUACUUCCAUACAAGCUUUCUAGAAGCAGAGCCAGGAGCUCUCUGGAAAUAGGUUUCCCUUUUUGUAGGAAAAUUGGUGGUACUCAAUAUUCUUUGAAGACUGUUCCACCUAUGUGGCAUUAGAACCAACUAUUAAAACUGUAUCUGAUUUGCACCAGUGGCUUUUGGCUUCUAAAGAGUAGAUGACUAUUUGCCUCCAGCAUUUUUGUCCUCACAUUAAGGGUUAGGCAUGCUUUGAUAUAGGAGUUAAUUGCUGGGUGUCUCUGUUAGGAGCUUCAUUUCCCUCACCCCCUGAAUAGUCUUCCCUAGCAGAUCUCUCCUUAUGGUUGAGCCUUAGUGGAUGCCCAAUAUAUUCAGAACAGGUGUUCAUAGGUUCUGUUACAACUUCAGUAUCCAAAGAGGAAGUAGGGUUAUUUAUUUGGGUGACUUUGGUGGCUGAGGAGAUUACCCUUUGUGAGCCAGCUGUUGGAUUAUAGGUAUGUAGGAGUAAAUCUGGGCAGCGUGUGACUGCUUCAUACCGCUUCAGUUUCCUCCUCAUAAAACGCAGACACUGAACCCAGCUCCAGGAUCGAACCAGGGAGCAGACGUGAAGCGCCUCAGUGCAGCCUCGUGGCACCUUGGUCCACGGUGCUGGUACCACUGGCGCUGGCCCGCCAUUGGGCCAAAGAGUCGCCUGGGGGGGCGCCACUGGGCAAGGCUAGAAUUGGGAACACUGGGCUUCGCUGAUGGAACACUUUUUGAAGCGAGGGCAUAUUUUUUUUAUCUUCACUCGUAAAGAAGUAACUGUCCAUGAGGCAAUUGGUAAGACAUUAAUGAGUACAACUAAGGACUGAUUUAGAUUUCUGUCCUUCACUGCUCAUCAUGUUCUAGGCUUCUCUUCACCUAUUAUAGGACAGUCUGCUUAGGGCAGGGUUGGCAGACUAGUCUAUGAGCUAAGCAUGGUUUUUGCAUUUUUAAAGAGUUGCAAAUAAACCCCCCCCACAUAGAAGAGUAUGCAGCAGAGACCAUAUGAAGCCCACCAGACCUAAGACUUACUAUCUGGCCCUUAAAGCCAACCCCUUUCUUAGAGAUUCCACUGCAUCUCUUAAUCAACAUAAAUCAAACUAAAUUUGUUCCCUUUCACCAAACUUUCUGCUCCCUCAUUUCUAAGUAGUGCCGCUUCCAUUUGCCAAGUACAAAACCUGAGUUAUUUAAGACUUAUUUCUCUGGCCCUUUCUGUAGCCAUAUGCAAACCAAACAUUCCUUUAAAAGGUCUCAGAUCAAUUCUGUGUCUUCUCAUUUCCCUGUCCAAGUCUGCUUUAGGUCUUAUCAUGCGGUGUGGCCAGCUUCCAAGACAGCCCCCAAGGAGGCUGCCUCCUAGUGGCCAUGUCUAUGGGUGGUCUCUUCCCACACUGAGUAGUGUGUGACCAGUGGGAUACCGCAGAAUACUCCACGAUGCUCUGUGACUUCCCAGGCCAGGUCAUAAGAGACACUGUGACUUGUACCUUGCUUGUUCGUGCAUCACCUGCUCUGGGGCAAGCCAGCUGCCAUGUCAUGAGAUGCUGGAGGAGCCCAACAGGGAGGUCCAUGUGGUUAGGAGCUGUGAGAGGGAGCCAUCUUGGAAGCAGAUCUUCUAGCCCCAGGGAAGCCUUGAGCUAACUACAGGCCUAGCUGAUGUCUUGACUGCAACCUCUGAGAUGCCCGGCCAGAAUCACCCAGCUAAAGCUGCUCCGGAUUUUCUGACCACGGAAACUUGUGAGAUAAUAAAUGUUUUCUGUUUCAAGCUA
This is a messenger RNA of Leopardus geoffroyi (Geoffroy's cat), 3615 nucleotides long. RefSeq names its product PRELI domain containing 3A (gene PRELID3A). Lineage: Eukaryota; Metazoa; Chordata; Mammalia; Carnivora; Felidae. Gene Ontology annotation, molecular function: phosphatidic acid transfer activity. Gene Ontology annotation, biological process: phospholipid transport. The coding region runs from base 99 to 647 and encodes 182 amino acids. Gene Ontology annotation, cellular component: mitochondrial intermembrane space. The record is from RefSeq and is a predicted model, not a curated record. The transcript has 6 exons.